Molecule: messenger RNA, 4114 nt
Organism: Mirounga angustirostris (Northern elephant seal)
Lineage: Eukaryota; Metazoa; Chordata; Mammalia; Carnivora; Phocidae
Gene: PXYLP1
Product: 2-phosphoxylose phosphatase 1
Exons: 9
Coding region: 1075-2520 (481 amino acids)
Biological process (GO): dephosphorylation; glycosaminoglycan biosynthetic process; chondroitin sulfate proteoglycan biosynthetic process
Cellular component (GO): Golgi apparatus
Molecular function (GO): phosphatase activity
Source: RefSeq, a predicted model, not a curated record
AGCCCGAGGGGGGUCCUCGGGAAGCUCCGAGGCCGGGACGAUGGGGCAGAGUCUCCCGUGGGAGAAUAGUGCUGGGGUCUGGGGCGGGCUUCGGAACACCGGGUCUGGAACCCGCGCCUGAGUUCCCUCCUCCCUUCUCGCUCCCUCCGCAGCCCCCCAAACCCCAGCCCCCGACUCGCGCUUUCUCCCCAAGCCACCCCGCCCUCCGCCCCUCCCUCCCCUAUCUCCAAGCCUCAGCACCCUCCAACUCUGCCGACGAUUCCGGCGCCCUCUCCCGCGCCCUCGCCCCCACCUCCCGACGGGCGCCUCGCCCAAUCCCGCUGCCUCUGGCUCCUCCACCUCCAGCCCCGCGCCUCUCCUGCCCCGCCUGCCUCCACCGCCUCCCCGCCCCUCCAACCCGCUCCCGCCGGGCCCCCGCGUUUCUGCGCCUAAUUCCAGCCGGCUCUCGAGCUCCCGGGAUCCGGGAUCCCGCGGCACUUCAGAACCUGCUGGUCUCCAGAACACCUAGUGAUUUACAGGUAGGCAUGGCCCCCUCUGGAAGACUUGAAAGGGUCUACCAUCUACCAAGUGACAUCUUUGUUUCAAGGCCUCUACCUCCCUCAGCUUCAAGUUAGGUUUCAAGGGGGAGGCAGCACGUAACAAGGAGAGCGUGCCGGGUGCCGCUCAGAUUGUGAAGCAAGGAUUCGAGUUACUAGAGCCAGUCUCCCCGAGCAGCCUGGAGCCUUUGCCAGUUCUGAUCUGUCCUGGCCUCUCUUCUGGUCAACCAAAGGACUUGAAUCAGCACUGUGGAUGAUACCCGACACAUAUUGGAUCUUGAGAAAUAAGGUGGUUUUGAAUCAACUGAUUGACCAGAUGAGCGACUUGGUUUCAACCUUUGGAACUGAGCAUGCACACUAGCUGGAAUUUGAGUAACUGGAAUGUGAAUAACUGCUAGGAAUCCACAGCUUCCUUGGUGUCUGCCCUGCGGCCUGGGGGUUUCUAGGAGGUUCUGAAGUCUGUCCAUCAUUCCUCAGACUUUAAGGACGUGUUCCCGAUUGGAGGUGAAGCCAUGAGGAGAAAAUAGAACAGACAAUAAUGCUUUUCCGCAGUCGCUUCUUGCUGGGGCUGGCCCUGGCGGGGCUGCUGGCCUUCGUGAGCCUCAGCCUGCAGUUCUUCCACCUGACCCCCGUGUCCACAGCUAAGAAUGGAGUGAGUAGCAAGAGUCGAAAGAGAGUCAUGCCUGAGCCAGUGACAGAGCCCCCCGUGACGGACCCCAUUUACGAAGCUCUCUUGUACUGCAACAUUCCCAGCGUGGCUGAGCGCAGCAUGGAAGGUCACGCCCCGCAUCAUUUUAAGCUGGUCUCAGUGCAUGUGUUCAUUCGACACGGGGACAGGUACCCACUGUAUGUCAUUCCCAAAACGAAGCGACCAGAAAUUGACUGCACUCUGGUGGCUAACAGGAAACCGUAUCACCCUAAACUGGAAGCUUUCGUUAGUCACAUGUCGAAAGGAUCCGGAGCCUCUUUCGAAAGCCCCUUACACUCCCUGCCUCUUUACCCCAAUCACCCACUGUGUGAGAUGGGAGAGCUCACGCAGACAGGAGUCGUGCAGCAUUUGCAGAAUGGCCAGCUGCUGAGGGACAUCUAUCUAAAGAAACACAGACUCCUACCGAGUGACUGGUCCACAGACCAGCUUUACUUGGAGACCACUGGGAAAAGCCGGACCCUACAAAGUGGGCUGGCCUUGCUUUAUGGCUUUCUCCCCGAUUUUGACUGGAAGAAGAUUCAUUUUAGGCACCAGCCGAGCGCUCUGUUCUGCUCUGGAAACUGCUAUUGCCCCGUGAGAAACCAGUAUCUGGAAAAGGAGCAGCGUCGGCAGUACCUCUUACGUUUGAAAAACAGCCAGCUGGAGAGGACCUACGAGGACAUGGCCAGGAUCGUGGACGUCCCCACCAAGCAGCUUCGAGCUGCCAACCCCAUAGACUCCAUGCUCUGCCGCUUCUGCCACAAUGUCAGCUUCCCAUGCACUAGGAAUGGUUGUAUUGACAUGGAGCACUUCAAGGUGAUCAAGACACAUCAGAUAGAAGACGAGAGAGAGAGGCGGGAGAAGAAGCUUUAUCUGAGCUAUGCGCUCCUGGGCGCCCACCCCAUCCUCAACCAGACCAUCAGCCGGAUGCAGCGCGCCGCGAAGGGCAGGAGAGAGGAGGUCUUUGCCCUCUACUCUGCUCACGAUGUCACUCUGUCACCAGUUCUCAGUGCCUUGGGCCUUAUGGAAGCCAGAUUCCCAAGGUUUGCAGCCAGGUUGAUCUUGGAGCUCUGGCAAGACAGAGAAAAGCCCAGUGAGCAUUCUGUCCGGAUUCUUUAUAAUGGCGUCGAUGUCACAUUCCACACCUCUUUUUGCCAGGACCACCACAAGCAUUCUUCCAAGCCUAUGUGCCCCCUCGAAAACUUAGUCCGAUUUGUCAAAAGGGACAUGUUUGUGGCCCUGGGGAGUAGCGGUAGUACCAAUUACUAUGAUGCAUGUCACGGGGAAGGAUUCUAAAAGGAAGGCAGUGCGGUGCCGAUAGAAUCUAUGCGAAUACAGACGGAUGGGAAGGGUGCACUUCUAGUUCUAUCCAGUGCCAAGGGUCUAAGAUUUUUGACUUACAAAGGCUAGAAAUCAUGUUGGAGCCACAUAGAUGGUCGGGUUGAACGGGAAGUACACUGUUAGAAUCAAGUACGUGAGUUACUUGGUACAUCACGGCCAGUUCACAGAGAGAGGAAGGUACUUUCAUCAUAGCCCGACUUUGCUUAUGAUGCCAGAAGAAUAUUUCAGUACCCAGAGUUGCCAAUCCACAUGUGUAUUAUUUCGAUCUGACUAUAUGAUGGAACCAGCAAACCUCCGCCAAAAUUUUCUUCAGAUGGGACCAUUUUGCCUUGUCCCUGUUCAGCAAAACAUUUCCUGCAGUGAUUUAUCUAAAAUAGGGGUUGGGCGCCUGGGUGGCUCAGUCGGUUAAGUGACUGCCUUCGGCUCAGGUCAUGAUCCUGGAGUCCUGGGAUCGAGUCCCGCAUCGGGCUCCCUGCUCAGCAGGGAGUCUGCUUCUCCCUCUGACCCUCCUCCCUCUCAUGCUGUCUCUCAUUCUCGCUCUCAAAUAAAUAAAAUCUUUAAAAAAAAAAAAAAAAAAUAGGGGUUGACACAUUUUUUUCUGUACGGGGCCAGUUAGUAAAGGUUUUAGACUCGGGGGACCCAGAGGCCACAUACAGUCAUGUGGCACGAAAGCAACCAUAGACAGACAACGUGAACAAAUGAACGUGUGGCUGUGUUCACGGCCCGGGGUUGCUGACCCCGAUCUCAAAAACACAGGCUCUACCACAUUUGCACUUUCAGCACUUUGAGAACCAGUUGAAUACAAAGAAUUAUUCAGUGGUGCCUCCAGGAACUUCUGCGAGAAACACCGAAUUUGGUCUGUCGCUGGUGUUACAACGAAACUUGAGGGGAAAUAAACAUCAAAUCAGAAUGAAUCAUAGAAAAAUCAUUAGGAUAAUACUUGAUGUUCAUGAUGAUUAUGGUAGAAGAUAGUUUUAAGUAUGUUUUAAAUAUUUGUCUGCUGUAGUCUAUUUGCUGUAUAGGCUGAAAUUUUUGUAUUCCACUUAGUAUUUUUAUAGUCUAGGAAAGUAUUUUCUAAGACUGGUUUUAGAUGUGCUCUUAUUCGUAGGUAAUAUUCAAUUUACCGUACCUGCUUGGUGGUUAGAAGGAAGCCAGAAGCUGAAUUCAGGCAUUUUCUUCCAGUAAAACUAAUUAUGGCUCAUUCCCUUUGACAAGCCAUAGAAUUGGAUCAAUUUUUAAACCGUUUUCAUCGAUUUCAAAUGGUAAAUUCUAAUUGAUUUUCAAAUAAGUUUUUGGAAGAACUUUGUUACUAGAUAGUUGAAAAAUCUUUAUAAGAUAUUUUAUAUAUUAGAAGCAAUUGUAAUUAAAUCUGUGGUUUCUGAACUACAAUGGUGCUAGUUCCAUGUGAAGAAACGUAAAGUGCAAGUGAGAAUCUCCAGUGUUGUUGGCAUUCCAAACUUUUCUUUGUUUUUGUCUAAUGUUGCCUUUGGAUACGUCUGUUUCUAUAAAUAAAUUUUUGAAGAAUACUCAUACAUACAAGUCAUGGUUU